Molecule: messenger RNA, 4789 nt
Organism: Magallana angulata
Lineage: Eukaryota; Metazoa; Mollusca; Bivalvia; Ostreida; Ostreidae
Product: serine/threonine-protein phosphatase 6 regulatory ankyrin repeat subunit A-like
Exons: 28
Coding region: 75-3230 (1051 amino acids)
Cellular component (GO): cytoplasm
Molecular function (GO): protein binding
Source: RefSeq, a predicted model, not a curated record
AAAACAACAAAAAUAUGGCGGCUAUGGGAUAAAACCCGUUUCCUGUAAAAUACAGAAGUUUGAAAAUCAGGGAAAUGCUGUAUUCCCACAAAAAAUCAGUAUCGCCAAUGAAGUUAGGAACGUUGGUGUUGCAAUCUCUAGAAGAUGAGCCUCAGUUGGUGCAAGCCUGUUUCCAUGGUGAUCCAGAUGAGGUGCGAGCACUGUUAUACAAGAAAGAAGAUGUCAAUUACCAAGAUACAGAGAAGAGAAGUCCGCUCCACGCGGCGGCUUACUGUGGGGAGGCGGAGAUAGCGGACCUCCUGAUUAUGAGUGGCGCCCGGGUAAACACCAAGGACAACAAAUGGCUGACUCCGCUCCACCGAGCCUGCUGCUCCAAGAGUGAUGAAACAGUCGAAACUUUACUCAGACAUCAGGCCGAUGUGAAUGCCCGUGACAAGAACUGGCAGACCCCACUACACAUCGCCGCAGCAAACAAUGCAGUCCGCUGUGCUGAGUAUCUUAUUCCUCUCCUGACCAAUGUCAAUGUCUCGGACCGCGCGGGGAGAACCAGUCUACAGCAUGCUUCAUUUAACGGCCACAAGGAGAUGGCCAAACUGUUGCUGGAGAAAGGAGCCACCAUUAACGCCUUUGACAAGAAGGACCGGCGAGCAGUUCACUGGGCAGCAUACAUGGGUCACACGGAAGUGGUGCGCAUCCUUGUGGAGCACGGGGCGGAGCUCAACUGUAGGGACAAGCAGAUGUACACGCCCCUUCACGCAGCGGCGUCCAGUGGUCAGAUGACGGUGGUCAAGUUUCUGCUGGAAUACCAGGUGGAGGUGGAUGCAGUAAACGUCCAUGGAAACACCGCCCUCCACAUUGCAUGUCUAAAUGGACAGGACCCAGUGGUGACCGAGCUUUUACAGUUCGGGGCCUCCAUCAACUCGGUGAACCAUCGCGGUAUGACCCCACUACACUAUGCUGCAUCGUCAACUCAUGGAGGAAUCUGCCUGGAGAUCAUGGUGACAGAAGGAGCUAACACCAAAGCCCAGUGCAAUGAUGGGCGAUCCCCUUUACAUAUGACUGCAGUGCAUGGUAGAUUCACUCGAGCACAGACUCUACUCGAGCACGGGGCGGAUAUAGAUGUCUGUGAUAAGUUUGGGAACACGCCCCUUCACAUAGCAGCUCGGUAUGGACACGAACUGUUAAUCAACACAUUGCUGGAAAACGGUUCGGACCCUAUGAAACGAGGGACCAGUGGCAUGCUUCCUGUCCACAUUGCGGCUCUAAACGGCCACGUUGACUGUGUGAAGACGCUGCUAGCGGCCAUGGUGAGCCUGGAGAUUGACGUCACCGAUGACUUUGGACGAACUUGUCUGCACGGAGGGGCCUGUAGCGGGAAAGUAGAUGUGGUGGAUCUUUUGUUGAAGAUGGGUGCAGAUGUGCUUUGUGCAGACCACGAGGGAAGGGUACCUCUACAUUACGCCAGUGCUCACACCCACGGAGACUGUGUGGCAUCCCUGAUCAAUGCGGGUCGAGCAGCGGUCAACAUCACAGACAGGCGGGGCUGUACCCCCCUCCAUUACGCCUCAGCCUGGGACCAUGAUGCUAAAGUUGUAGAACUUCUCCUGAAGAAUGACGCCCGACCCAGUAUCAGGGACCAUGAUGGCUUCAACACCUUACACUAUGCGGCCAUGAAGGGACACCGACUGACCCUGGAAAUGUUAUUAGACUGUGCCUCCACGGAUUUGAUACGAAGUGGAGCCCCAUUGUCCCCCGCCCACAUUGCGGCAUACAAUGGUCAUAACGAGGCUCUACAUAUACUGCUGGGUUGUAUCAUGAAUCUUGAUAUUAGGGACUCUCAUGGGCGGACCAUGCUGGACCUGGCCUGUCUACAGGGACAUGGGGAGUGUGUUGAGACCUUGUUACUGCAGGGUGCCACCAUACUGGUCCAAGACAGCACCACCAGACGGACACCACUCCACUCAGCAGCCAUGAACGGGCACACGGAGUGUUUACGGUUGCUAAUGGAAACAGCUGAAGACAGCAAUAUCGUAGAUUGUACAGAUGUUUAUGACAGGACACCUCUGAUGAUGGCUGUAGCCAAUGGUCACGUGGACACAGUACUUUACCUGAUUGCUAAUGGUGCCAUAGUCAAUGCCAAAGACAGUCAGGGCAGGACUUCUCUCCAUCGGGGGGCUGCCAAUGGACAUGAGGAGUGUGUGGACGCUCUCCUACACAACGGGGCGGACGUCAACGUCAGGGACCAGCGCGGCAGGGUCGCCACUUACCUGGCUGCAACCUGUGGACAGGUGUCCAUAUUGUCCAAUCUUCUGGCAAUGGGACCAAACAGUAGUAAAACAGAAGAUCAGCUGGGAUACACUCCUCUACACAUAGCUUGUUAUAAUGGCCAAGACAACUGUGUGGAGACAAUAAUAGAACAAGAUAAAAUAAGCGAGUUUUCAGGGAAUCCUUUCUCACCUCUACAUUGUGCUGUGAUAAAUGGAAAUGAUACAUGUACAGAAAUUUUAUUAGAAGCAUUUGGUGAUAAAAUAGUAAACCUAACUGAUGGCAAAGGGAGAACCCCAUUGCAUGCAGCUGCCUUCAGUGACCAGUGUGAGUCUAUGCAAAUGUUACUUAACCAUGGGGCCCUUGUCAAUCACUGUGAUACCACCGGGAAAUCCCCCAUCAUGUUGGCUGCAGCCAAUGGGCAUGCAGCAGCUGUAGAAUUAUUGUUGGAGCAAAAUGCUGAUCUUUCAUUAACUGAUAAUGAAGGAAAUACUUGUUUACAUUUCGCUUGUUCAAGGGAACAUGAAAAUGUGGCUCUUCUUCUAUUAGACAAAAUUCAUGAUUCCAAUAUCUGUAAUAUAGCAAAUAGUGAAUUAAAAACGCCCUUGCAUAUAGCAGCUAGAUAUGGUUUAACCCCAGUUGUUCAAGAUCUUAUAACCAAAGGCAGCAGUGUGUAUGCUUUAGAUGAGAACGGCCAUACUCCGGCCUUGGCAUGCGCUCCCAAUAACCGUGUAGCUGACUGCCUGGCCAUAAUCCUCGCUCACAUGCCUCUCUCCCCAACCCCUAACAACGUUUACCCCCGGACCGGCCGAUAUGACAGCAGUACCCCCAAUAAUACAUUCGCUGGCACAAGGACUCUGGAGCCGACAGGGGACCAGAUUAGUAUAGGAAGUCCCUCCAGUUCCGUUCAAGAUGUGAAGGAACACUCAGGUUCUUAUCAAAGCUCAGACUCGGAGUUUUACUGAACAGUGGAAAAUACAGUUCUAGAUUUGUGAAAAUCAAACAAGCACUGUAUGUGGACACUUGCAGAGACCACCUUCAGUUUUGGUAGUACAUGUAUACACAGGGGGACCAAUUUUUCACGAGGUACUAGUAUGCAGAUGGGAGUUUGUUGUUUGACCAGUUAAAAUUGCUUGCUACAGUUAUAAGAAAUGACCACUUUCCAUAAGAAUGAACAUGCACAGAAAUGUCCUCCCAAGCGUUUCCUAGAUUGGUCUUGUCGUGAAGAAGUGGAAGUGGGACCACCAUGGUUGAUUACUUGUAAUGUGUUUGACAAGCCUCUCAGAUGUCCUGCUUUCCUAUACGGUGCUUUGAAUCCUUCCACAGCUUGCACUGUCAGAUCAACUGUCGAGAAAUCUCACUCAAAAUAAAUACAACUGUGGUGUCGAAUAAAAGAGGAUGAGUGUAAAGAAUUGUAUGACCUUUGUUAUCAUGUUUUUCAGGGAUGUGAUCUUGAAAGAGUUUUUUGUAUCUUUAAAAAUUAUUAAUUUUCAUUUUUAUAAUCUGCUUUAUGAUAUGAAGUUGUGUAAAUUCUUUGAAAUUAUUGUCAUGAAUUUGUUAUUUGUUGCAUAGAUUUUUAUUUUCAAGAGUGUUUCAUGUUAUUCUGAUAGUGAAGUAAUAUAAGUAUCCUGAUUUUGGAGUGUGGGGAUAAACUAAUGAAUUGUUACCUCAAUACCGGUAGUUGUUUUGUAGUAGAAAACCUUCAGUGGAUGAUGUCCUGUUUAUCCUUUAAAGGCGUAACUUUAAAGAAUUCUAAUGUAAACCUUGAAAUACAUUUUUGCUCUAUUGCAUGUAAAGAAAAAUAGCAUAAAAGAUGACAGUGUUGUAAUGCAAACUAAGCACUGCCUACAUUUUCAAAAAAGUCAUUUCUUGAAGCUUACAAUAUGACACUUCCACAUAAACAUUGAUUCCCUUGUCAUAGGGCCACCUACUUAUUUUGAUGAACUUUAUAAAUGUUUAUAUUAAAUGAUUCUGAUUAGAGUUAAGAAAUAUUUGAAUUUUUAUAUUAAAAUAUGGCAGGUUGUGUGGUUGAAAAAAAUUCUGGAUUGGCAUCAGUUUCUGUGUUAGAAGAACGAUAGUUUGUGUCAAAGAAAAUAGUUUAUGUGCAGUAGUUGUUUUAUCUAUUUAAAACUGAGUUGUUGCCACAAUAUUUGUGUCUCACGGACAUUGAUAUGUACUUAAAGAAUGCCUAGAGUGUGAACUUGUUAAUAUUAUUAUGAAUUUAUUUAACACAAUAUAUGAUAUACACAGUGCAUAUGAUAUUGUUGUUAAUAGAUUUCUUUACAUACUGGGGACAUGAAAUACUUGUAUCGAAAAUAUCUACUGACAUUGUUAUUUAUGUAUGGAAGUGUCUCAUCCCAUCAGUAUUCGUCAGUUAUGCCUGACUCUAUGUUAGCUCUUUAUGUAUGUUUUAUAUACAGGGCUGGCUGUAACAGUCAAAAGCAUAUGCUACUCUCUAUACAUAGUUUGAUACUAAAAGAAUCAUAGAUAUUUUUAAGGAUAUAAAAUAAAAACAGAUUUUCAU